CUGCGACACCUCCGCUCUCUGCUCUCUGCUCUCUGCUCUCCGCUCCCUAACGGCCUAGGACCUUUUAACCUCCCUCUGUCCAUCUCUUGGAACCAUGCACACUGCAUGUCCAAACCUCUCCUCCGUAUCCCGUAUACGGGCCCCCUCCCGGCGCCGCGAUCAUCCCACCCUCCGCGGCGACCAAACAUGGAGCGAUUGCGGCGUUGGCAAAGUUCCUAACCUCACCACUACCCUCUUCCCACACGAGCAUCAACGACGGAAAUAAAUCCACAGGCAGUAAUCAAGAGAAGCCACGCACCAUCCUCCUCAGCGGAGCCGGGCUCUCCACUGCAUCAGGACUGGCCGACUACCGCGGUCCACGAGGCACAUAUACACAGAACCGGAGCUACCGACCGAUCUACUUCCACGAAUUCGUCGACAGCCAUACAUCGCGACAGCGAUACUGGGCACGCUCGUUCCUAGGAUGGCGAGGUCUCAAACGAUCGAAGCCCAACGCCGGGCACGAGGCCAUCCGAGACCUAGGGUCAUUAGGCCUCGUCUCCCAUGUCGUCACCCAGAACGUCGACUCAUUCCACCCGAUCGCCCACCCUUCCCUGCCUACCGUUGAACUACACGGAUACCUACGCACAUUGAUUUGUCUGAGUUGCGGUCGUGAAAUGGAUCGUGCAGAAUUCCAAUCUCGUCUCGCCGCGCUUAAUCCCGCGUGGGCGGAAUUUCUCGCCGAGUUACUCAAGACCGGUGCACUCGAUACAGAAGAUCCAGUUGAGCGUCGGUCUCGUGGUUUCAAAACAAAUCCAGACGGUGAUGCCGAUGUUCCAGGUGCUCCGUACAGUACGUUUCGAUAUCCGGCUUGUCCUUCAUGUGUGAAGAGGCCGCCAGUAGUUGGGUCUUCGUCCUUCUCUUCUUCUUCCGGAGGAGGAAAAGGAGGAGGAGGAGAGAAACUCCACGUCCAAGUCGACGCCGACGGAGCAUGGAUUGAAAGCAACCAGGUCAAAAAAGGAGGUUCUUCUCCAUCUACAUCUACAACAACAGCACCAGGAAUCCUCAAACCCAACGUCAUCAUGUUCGGCGAAAGCAUCCCCGCACGCAUCAAAGCAGAAGCAGAAUCCGCCAUCGACAGUGCGAACCGUAUCCUAGUGGUUGGAAGUAGUCUGGCCACAUACAGUGCUUGGCGACUGGUGAAACGAGCAGCUGAUCGGUCCAUGCCAAUUGCAAUCCUUAACAUGGGCGGUGUUAGGAAAGAAGAUGCUUUUUUCAAUCAUAUCGUUCCGGCGGCUUCUUUUCAGGAGCAGCAGCAACAACAAACAACUAGCGCUAUGGCGCAAAGGUUUGCGAUUGGCGUGGAACAGGGAAGUGGGAAGACUGGUGAUUCGGAUUCUGGGUUGAAUUCGAGAUCGAGAUCGAGUUCUUCUGGUCUCGGUCCCGUUCGCGCCAGCUUACCUGCUGAAGAGAUUUUGCCUGGUGUUGUCCAGGAAGUGAAGAGGAUUUUGGGGAGUGGUCAUUGAUCCAUAUAUCAACGAGCGGAACAUGGACGGGGGUACGAACAUGGACAUAUAGUUAGAAUUACA
Messenger RNA from Exophiala mesophila, 1568 nucleotides. RefSeq lists its product as uncharacterized. Lineage: Eukaryota; Fungi; Ascomycota; Eurotiomycetes; Chaetothyriales; Herpotrichiellaceae. The record is from RefSeq and is a predicted model, not a curated record. Gene Ontology annotation, molecular function: NAD+ binding. The transcript has a single exon. Bases 657 to 1505 code for a protein of 282 amino acids.